Messenger RNA from Acaulospora colombiana, 663 nucleotides. Lineage: Eukaryota; Fungi; Glomeromycota; Glomeromycetes; Diversisporales; Acaulosporaceae. The record is from the annotation of a GenBank genome assembly.
AUGGUUCCUCCAAAAAUUAAGCACGAAGCGCCACUGAUUCCACCUAAACCGAGUGAAUACGAUCCAGGUUUAUAUUUUAGGAAGGCUGAGACUUUACCAGAGUUUGCAGCUUUUACUGAAGGUGGUGAAGGGUUACGAAAAGUAUGCCUUCCAGAUAACAUAUACGAUAUCUUUACCAAAAUAGCAGCAAGUAAUACUACUAAGAAUUUGGAGACUUGCGGAAUCUUAUUUGGGUUGUUGACACACAAUGUUUUUUAUGUUACGACACUCAUUAUUCCCAAGCAAACUUCAACUUCUGAUACGUGUACAAUGACCAACGAAGAGGAGCUUAUUGAGUAUCAAGAACAAAGGAGUUUGAUUAUGCUCGGUUGGAUCCAUACGCAUCCUUCUCAAACUUGCUUCAUGAGCUCGAUGGAUUUGCAUACGCAUUCUUCUUACCAAGUCAUUUCUCCGGAGGCAAUUGCUAUUGUCUGUUCCCCUAAACACCAACCAAACUUUGGAAUAUUUCGUCUUACGAAUCCACCGGGCCUACAGACAGUGCUUCAAUGUACUCAGAGAGGAUUUCACCCGCAUGAAUCGCAUUUACCUAUCGAGAAGGAAAUAUCGCUUAAUGGUCACGUUGAAAUGAAACAAAUGAAACUAGAAAUUAUCGAUUUACGAUAA